Culicoides brevitarsis is the source of this 1866-nucleotide messenger RNA. RefSeq names its product separin (gene Sse). Gene Ontology annotation, molecular function: cysteine-type endopeptidase activity. Lineage: Eukaryota; Metazoa; Arthropoda; Insecta; Diptera; Ceratopogonidae. The record is from RefSeq and is a predicted model, not a curated record. Gene Ontology annotation, cellular component: nucleus; mitotic spindle; centrosome. Gene Ontology annotation, biological process: meiotic chromosome separation; proteolysis. The coding region runs from base 65 to 1819 and encodes 584 amino acids. The transcript has 3 exons.
CUCAACGGCGGGUAAAAAAGAAUUAAUGAAAAACAAACAAAUUUAAAUGAAAAAUUAACCAAAAAUGAAUAAAGGAAUCGACUUUGAGGCUCCAUUGAACGAGCAGAUUCUCGCCAUCAAUAAAAGUACAAAUGGUCCCGUCGCAAAAUAUAAUUUACUGUACCAAACAGAGAAAAUGAUCAAAGAACGUGAUUUCAAGUCAGUUAUUUUGGCUUCAACGGAGGCUUUGAGUGCAAUUCCCAAAAUCAAGUACAAUUUCAACCCCGAACGAGAUGUCAUCUCCACAGAUCGACGAGCUCUUUGUCCAAUAAUCCGCAAUGACGUCUCCAAAUGCCUCAAAAAGUCAAAACCUGAACAACCGCCUUCCAUCAACCAACUUUUCAGUGAAUUAAAUGCAGCUUCGAAGACACUUCCCGCUGAAUGGAUGGUCGUUCAAAUUGCAAAACGAUUUGAUUCUUCCUUCAUUGGUGCGACAAACAAACAAAUUACUUGCAAAGACACGGGAUUGAUCAUCACCCUCUUUCACUAUCCUCGAUGGGAAUUGAAUGACAAGCGACCUUUAGCGAUUGUCGUGCCGCCGGGCGAUAACGAUCGCAUGUAUACCGGAGUUUUUGAGAUUUACGAGGCUCUGAAGGAGAACUUGAUGUACAACAAGGAGCAAGAUUCCGGUCAAAAUCGUCAAAAAUAUUGGGAAAAUCUGCGAGUUGUCGAGGAAAAAUUAACAAAACUCGUCGAAGAACAGGAAAAAUGGUUCGGAACAUGGCGCUUUUUGCUGACAGGAUACUUUAAAAAGACCGAAGACAAAGCCAUGGAAGCGAAAAUCUACGCAAAAGUCGACCAAUAUUGCAAACAACACAAAAGUAGCACGGAAUUUCGGAUAAUUGUCAGUUUGCUUGCACGCCGCAUCGAUUUGAUGUCACACAAGGCACUUUACGAGUUUUGUUGUCACUAUUCCGAAACAGAUGCCGAAGUAAAAAGACUUUUUUUGUUCCUGAUUGACAUUCAAAAGUCUUUUAAAGUCAAAAAUCCGCGAGAAUCCUUCCCCUGCAUGCUCGUCAUUGACGAAAUUUUGGAUUUUUUACUGUGGGAAAUGCUCAAUAUCGAUCAAGAUUUUUGUCGUUUCAACUCUUUUCAUGCCAUGAUGACAAUUUACACGAAAUACGCUUCCGAAAUUAAGAACGGAUAUUGGAUGACAAACGUUAAGGACGGUUUUGCGAUCGUCGAUCCCGAAAAUAAUCUUCAAAGUAUGCGAGAACGAAUGGUUGAAUACCUUUCAUAUUGGAUGCCAAAGUGGAAAUUAGUCGUUGGUCAAGCUCCAACGAAGGAAAACUUCACGGAACUCUUCGAAAAGGAUGUUUUUGUGUAUUGCGGACACGGAAGCGGCUUCCAAUUCAUCAAAGACUUUGAACUGAUGCAACAUAAAAUCAAACCUGUGACAUUUUUGUUCGGAUGUUCGAGCGGAAGACUCAAUUCCAAAGGCAUGUGGGGCGAAUUGCAAGGCAGUCACACAUAUUAUGCGGCGGGAUUGUGUCCUGCGGUGUUCGGGAUGCUCUUCGUUGUCACAGAUUACUUGACGGAUUUGAUGUCGACCAUUAUUUUGUGUCGCUGGCUGCCAAAUACGGACUGUAAACGCACGUGGUACGAGACUUUUAAGAAGAAUUGGCGAGUUGAUACGAUUCAGAAGCUAAAUAUCGUUCAAUCUGAGGCCGAAAAGAAUUUGUGUCGAAUAAUUUCGGAUUUACGGAGAGAAACGUCGAUUACGAUACGACAACGAGCUGCCAUGUGUUACCGCGGAUUGCCUGUGUGGAAUGGAAAUUAGUCAAAAAUACGUACUUUUAAUAAAAAAUUUAAUUGAAAAUCGAAAAA